Molecule: messenger RNA, 1382 nt
Organism: Punica granatum (pomegranate)
Lineage: Eukaryota; Viridiplantae; Streptophyta; Magnoliopsida; Myrtales; Lythraceae
Source: RefSeq, a predicted model, not a curated record
ACGUUGCAAUCACCAACACCGACUGCUGUCCCUCCCGCGCUCUCCACACAAAACGCUCUUCUUCUUCUUCUUCUUCUUCUUCUUCUUCUUCCUCUUGCUCCAAAAACACUCAUAACCACAGCCUCUCCACAGCAGCAGAAAGGAAGGACCCCUCUGAUCAGAUGGGCGUCUCCUGCCUCGCAACCGUUCCUUCCCUGCUCGCAGUCGUUCCCCUUCAACCUCGCCCCGAUGCCGGCGCUGCUCUCACAACCGGAUAUCACCUCCCACGCUCUAUGACCGCCGUGAUUCGGUGUAAGAUCGAGGAUGAUGUCAACCCCGGUGGGAUGAGCCGAAGAGACGUCGUGAAAUUCGCCGGUGCAACUCUCGGCAUUGAAUUAAUAGGAAGCUCGGGAUCAAUGGUUGAAACUGCCAGUGCUGCUGACUUGAUACAACGCCGUCAGCGGUCUGAAUUUCAAUCGCGCAUCAAGGGCACUCUUUUCACUGCUCUGAAGGCAAACCCAGAACUUGUCCCGUCAGUACUUACGUUGGCACUAAAUGAUGCUAUGACAUAUGACAAGGCUACUAAAUCUGGAGGUCCAAAUGGAUCGAUACGAUUCAGUUCAGAGAUAAGCAGACCCGAGAAUAAGGGUCUCUCAGCUGCUUUGAGUCUGCUGGAGGAAGCAAAGAAGGAGAUCGAUUCAUACUCCAAGGGUGGACCUAUCUUGUAUGCGGAUCUCAUCCAGUAUGCAGCACAAAGUGCAGUAAAGGCUACAUUCCUUGAUUCUGCCAUUCGCAAAUGUGGGGGGAAUGAAGAGAAAGGGAACUUGCUGUACACUGCUUAUGGUUCCAGUGGGCAGUGGGGCCUAUUCGACAAGCAGUUUGGGAGGUCGGACGCCGAGGCACCAGAUCCAGAAGGACGAGUUCCCCAAUGGGAUAAGGCUAGCAUUCAAGAAAUGAAAGAUAAAUUCUCAUCGAUAGGCUUCGGGCCUCGCCAGCUAGCGGUUAUGUCGGCAUUUCUAGGCCCCGAUCAGAAAGCCACCGAAGCAUUACUGGCCACUGAUCGAGAUGUUCUACCCUGGGUUGAGAAAUACCAACGAAGCCGAGAAACAGUGUCUCAGACAGAUUAUGAGGUUGAUCUGAUAACUACGCUCACAAAACUGAGUUCCCUGGGCCAAAAGAUCAAUUACGAAGCAUAUACAUAUCCAGUGCGGAAGGUCGAUCUGAGCAAGCUCAAGUUGUGAGAUUAAUCAAUUGGUAUUAUUACCUUGUACGUGGAAGCUCUUGAAUCUCUGAAAGGAGAGUCAUUGCAUUGUCCUUUGUGCUUUCCGGGAGUAAUAUAUUUAUAGCUACUCGCUUGAACUCGAGAAAAGCGUAAAUCAGAGAUGUCCUCAUUUUGUUCAUUA